AUUUGAUCUAAAAGGAUACUCUGGAAGCGGACUGGUCCCAGUAGGUUUUUUGGGUCGCUGAUUACGAUGAGCGGGUUGGUUAAGCUUCAUCACAUCAGGUUCAAGGUCAUUUCAAGGUCAAGUGGAGAGAAAACCUUCGAAAAAAUCCAAAAAAAUUCAUGGAAUUUAGGUUUGGUUGCAACCAGGGCACCUCCCCGUGGUGACGGUGUGCAACGGAGUUGUCUCACUAUCCGGCGAAGUCCCUGGGUUACGGCGAUUAUGCCGUCAUGGCAACUAAACGUAGAAAAUUUACGAGACAGGGUUUCGGAUACCCAGAAUCGGCGGCUGGUCAGGGUGGGGAAGCGGGCCCGCAGGCGUCGUCAUCAAGCGACCGUAGCUCUACAGUGGUGGAAAACUUGGCCUCUGUAGAGUCGAAUGCUACAAGACAUUUGUCAUGUACUAUUGACGUGAACAAUUUUUGUAUUGUUUGUGGGGAGUUUAUUCCACAAAAGAAAAAAUUUGUAUUUUCAGAUGCUUUGAAAAUAAAAUAUAAACAACUUUAUAGUAUUGAUACAAGUUCAUUGGACAACUCAUAUACUCCCAAAACUAUAUGUUCGAGAUGCCGUAGUGUUCUUAAUGAAAUUAACAAGCAGGUAUUUUCUAAACCAAUGAUAUGGAGAUCCCCAACAAAUCAUGCUACCGACUGUUUCUUCUGUUUAACAAACGUGAAAGGUUACAACCGAAAGAAUAAAAAUUUAAUUUCAUAUCCACAAGUCAGA
Acromyrmex echinatior (Panamanian leafcutter ant) is the source of this 758-nucleotide messenger RNA. RefSeq lists its product as uncharacterized. The record is from RefSeq and is a predicted model, not a curated record. NCBI's taxonomy places the organism in Eukaryota, Metazoa, Arthropoda, Insecta, Hymenoptera, Formicidae.